AUGAUUCAACAAGAUGUUAUUCAAAUGAGUUCCGAUGAACAAUCAACAACAUCAGAAAGUGUUUAUAAAUCAAAUUUAAAUGUCGAAGAAAAUUUAUUUCAAAUCGAAAGUCCAAACUUGAUUCCAACUCGAACGAUAAGUAGUUGUGGUCUAACUGUCAUCGAUUCGAAAGAUUUCAAUCAAAGAAAUCAUCAUCCAUCAUUUCAACAAACACCAGGUGUUGCUACAGAUACUCUUCUUGUUAUGCAUUAA
Messenger RNA from Adineta ricciae, 252 nucleotides. The record is from the annotation of a GenBank genome assembly. Lineage: Eukaryota; Metazoa; Rotifera; Eurotatoria; Adinetida; Adinetidae.